AAUGGCCGCUUUGCAGCAAGUGCACUUUUUUUUUGUAAUAGAGUAAUUCAAUUCAAACGAGCACGUAAAGCUCCAAGUUGGAGCUCCUGUUGAACGGAAAGCCAUUAGAGGGCAGUGGAAUCAUGGAGCAGGUGACGGACACCAAAGUGCAAACCCCGGAGCCACUCCAGACGGAGGAGCCAGCUCGGGAAGUCGAAAAAUCAGAGAGCGCAGACACCAAAACAUCGGCGUUGGAAACGCUUCCAAAAAGUGCGGGUCCCACUGAAUUGGAUUUGGAGGAUGAGCUGGCAAAUCUGAACGGUUCGGACGAGGGCGCAGGCCUGGACGAACUGAGCUCGCUGGAGCAGGAGAUAGCCAAGCUGCACCACAUUCGACCUCCGGAUGCGGUAUCCGAAGCUGCUGAAUCCGCCACUCCAAGUGGCGGAGCGGAUAACGGUGGCUUGGAGUCCGGUUUGGGAGGUGAGGACCUGGUCAGCGGGUCGCCCAUACUCGAAGAUGGCCACGAUCCCUCGGGCAACGGCAAAGUCAGCGAAUCACCCUUGGAGGAGGUGGAUCUGAUUGCCCUGCUCAAGGGCACAGACACCAGUCAUGAGCAGCCAUCCGGGGAGGACAAGUGCGCUCUGGAGAAGGCUCUUUCCGAGCUAGACGGCGUUAAAGAAGAUGUGGAUGUGGGUGUGACCAUCGAGGGCGAAGGGCAGUUUGAGAUCAUGGAAAUAGACGACGACGAGGGAGAGUCAACCACACGAAAAGGCAGUCCAAAGGUGCCUGUGGUUAAGUCCAGCAAGCCUACAGCACCCUCCUCCGACGUGGAGCCGAAGAGGCCCAAACACAAGCUUUCCCCGGAGCAAGCCAGAGCCGUGGCUCUGGAACAGAUGGCCGGCCUCAAGCCCAAGCCACGACGCAAGGAGCCGCCUCCUGUGCUCAAGCCAAAGGACAUCGUCAGCACAUUGAACGACGAUUGGGACGACUAUGACUCUGAGGAGGAUAAGCCUACAUCUACGUCUGGGUUGGUGACGGAAGUGAUAGCCCUGCCACCAAUGCAACUGGUCCCCAAAAAGACACCUGCACCUUUGCCCCUGAAAAAGGUGACAUCCCCCACCAAAAACAGUCUGAACUCACCCAUUUUGCUUAACAACAAGAUCAGUGGGGUUAAAGUAAUGCUAAAGACCGUGAGUCAAAAACAGCUAGCGGCCUCGACGAGUUCAAAUAUGGAGAAACCCAAGCCAGCAAUCACUGUGUCACCUCCCAAGGAACCUGAAGAGCCCACCACAGGCUUCAAACGUAUGCGUGUAAUUAAGAGAAAGAUUAUAUGGGAUCCGGAUGUACCCGAGUCCAAAAAGUCCUUUGCGCAGUAUGCCAGCACGAAGGCACCGGCUAAGGCGGCUUCUCCAGCAAUCCCAUUACCAAAAACGACUCUCAAAAGCAUUUCCCCCAACGCGCCGAUCAAGAAAGAGGUUGCACCGAAAAAACGGGCAGCAACACCCACUGUAAGGAUCUCUAAGGUUCUCACUCCAGUUGGCGAUAAAGCGCGGAGUGCAUCUCCUGUGAAGCGUCGCUCGCAAACUCCGAACGCAGGUCUGGCCAACGGGGGAGUCCAGAAAAAAAAGAAGGUCUCAGAGAUCGACCGCCUGAUGGGCGACGAGGGAGCGGCCAACAUGAUUCACGCAGUGGAGCACGAGCAGCGGGAGUUGAGCGGCGGGGAGGUGUCUAACAAGCCGCUGAUGCGGAAACGAGCCAUGACCAUAACCGGAAGGCAGAACCAGGCACUUCGAGCAGCAGCGGAACCAACGCCGUCCAAAAAGGAUGCGGCACAUCCGGUCACCAAACGAACUCCUGGUGCUGCGGACUCCGUUUUUACCAAGACCACCGCCAACACAUCUGCCAGCAAGCCACGCGCCUCAGACUCCUGGGACUAUGUGUACAAACAGCGCGCCAGCGAGGAGUCGAUGAUCAUGCGUCGGCGCUCCAACAGCUCCUACUCCAGCAAUGCCUCAGUUAGCCGCAAUUCGCUGGACAACAAGCCGGGAGCAGCCAAUCUGUCGGAUGAUGCAGCCGAGGUCUCUGAUCCUUCGUUCAAGUUCCUGAAGCCCAAUAACAAGACGAACCAAAGGGGUGGAGAGGAUUCCUCCUCGCAUACGCUAGCCAACGACAUGAAGGCGAACAGUGGAAGCGAGCUGGUGGUCCUGCACAAAGUGAACAAGGUGGCUCACCUGGUCAUCCGCACUCAUCGCGGAAACUCCGGCCACACGUACAGCAGCCAGCUGUUGGAACAAUUGAACGACACGCUCACCAGCAUUGCCCGUAAAAACGAGUUCAACACAGUGCUGCUAACCGUUGAGGGUCCACAGUUUUGCCAGGGCAUCGAUUGCCAGGAACUGGUGCAGGGACCUCUGGAUAAGCGCAGGGAAGGCGCUAGUCGAAUGUCCUUAGCCCUAAAAACCUAUCUGCGCACUCUGGCCACAUUUCCCAAGCCCUUGGUGGCGGGCAUUGUUGGCAACCUGAUUAAUCUUGGCGUCAUGCAGCUGCCCUUUGUAGACUACGUGGUGGCCGCCGAUGAUUGCUGUUUUGAGACUAACUACGCCAAGUUGGGUCAGCUGCCCGAGGGCUAUGCUCUGUGGCAUGGCCAUGGAAAGGUGUCCAGCCAAGUGAAUUCGCGUUUGUUUCUGCUGGGUGACAGACUUUUCGCGCCGGAAAUUUUGGGACCGCACAGCCUCGUGGACAAGAUCUGCAAGGCUCGCAACGUUAACAACGAGGCUCUGGCCAUUGCCAAACAAAUAUCCACUAGCUCAGCGGAGAUGUAUCGCUCGCUGAAAAAACUCAACCACUCGGCCACCAAUGCGGCUAAUUUCCCGCGUCUGGACGAGGAACUAAAGGCUAUAUCCGAACAGUGGUUGACCGCCAAUUGCUUGGCUAAUUUCAAAAGCUACCUUAGCGACGUUGACUUCUAGAGCCUAGAUUAAGAAAUAUUGUAUACCAUAAGCAAUGGUAGAGCAAUUAACGUAAACAAACAUUUAACAAUUAAAAACCUACAUUUAGUUGAGUCCCUUUAGGAGUUUUAUUCUGAACUGCUAGACUAUCACCCUAAGAAUUUUUUUACACUUACCCACAAAACACAAGUGUAAUAUUUUGUAUCGUAUUGUACAGUAGACGCGCUGUGUAAAUUGAAUGAAAAUUAAAACAAAAGGAAUGUUAAAUUCGUUAUAGAUCGGGAAUAAAUUGAUCGGGAACUACUGUUCUAAAUCACAGAGAAGUUUACGACUGUUGGAAAAAUACGAAUCCUGAGUAAAUACCCAAAAACAGCACCCUUUGCGGCGUGUCUUUAAGUGUAAAGCAUUCCCUUGGGCGCUUGAAAAUGCAUUAAACCAAAGCUUGAAUUUUGGUUAUAUAUCAUACUGAACUCCUGGAUCAUUUAUUUUUUAAAUAAUAAAUAAAUUUUAAGAUUUCCAUUGCAAUAUAAUUUGUGUAAUAUGAAGGAAACUGUUGAAAAUCAAUAAAAACAAC
Drosophila biarmipes is the source of this 3501-nucleotide messenger RNA. RefSeq names its product nucleolar protein dao-5 (gene HIPP1). The transcript is spliced from 6 exons. The record is from RefSeq and is a predicted model, not a curated record. Lineage: Eukaryota; Metazoa; Arthropoda; Insecta; Diptera; Drosophilidae. The coding region runs from base 123 to 2948 and encodes 941 amino acids.